Molecule: messenger RNA, 1107 nt
Organism: Akanthomyces muscarius
Lineage: Eukaryota; Fungi; Ascomycota; Sordariomycetes; Hypocreales; Cordycipitaceae
Exons: 4
Coding region: 1-1107 (368 amino acids)
Source: RefSeq, a predicted model, not a curated record
AUGCUUUGGCAAAAAGUAAUCCCCAUCAUAAAACUAUUGAGGUGUACCAACGUUGAGAUCUGUACUUGCGUUGAGAGAUUUACGACAAACAUGGCUUCAGCUAUAGCAUAUGUCAAGAAUACAAUCGCCGAGAACUUUGGCGGAGUUGCCCCCAAAUUAGCCACACGCCAGUUCCGUCUGGAGGAGGUACCUGACCAAUCUGGGAAAGUUGCAGUGGUAACCGGUGGCAGUGAGGGCAUCGGAUAUGCUGUCACAUACACACUGGUCAAGAAUAAGAUCUCCAAGAUAUAUAUGCUGUCAUUAUCCGAAGAAAAAGCCAAGAACGCAGUGGACACCAUCGCCAAAGAUAUGGGUAGCGAGGCUGGAGAGAAGAUUGUUUGGAUGCACUGCGAUAUGAGUGACUGGAAGCGCGUCAAGGAAGUCGCCGAAAGCAUCAAGGAGUCAGAAGAUCGUCUUGACAUUCUUAUCAAUAACGCCGGCCGGGGUAUCAUGACCUGUCAGCUCACAGACUACGGAGUCGACCGCCACAUGGCCGUGAACCAUAUUGGUCACGUCGUUCUUACCACACAUCUGCUUCCGUUGAUGAAGCGCACAGCAAAUUCUGGCUCAAUGGUGAGAAUUGUGAAUAUGUCGAGCAAUCUGCACGAGAGUGUCCCAAGUGACCUCAAGUUCAAGUCGUUGGAUGACUUGAACCAAGACAUCGGCGCAAAAUAUCAAUAUGGCAGGUCUAAGCUAGCCGCUAUUCUCUACGCGCGGUAUUUCAAUCGAAAGGUAACAGCAGCCGGACAUCCCAACAUUUUGAUGAACGCAACACACCCGGGCAUUGUGAGCACGAAGCAGAGCACAAAUGACAUUCACGAACCUUAUCCUAUCGCCGGGUAUGGUAUGUCGGUCGGAAUGGAGCCUUUAAAAAAAAGCCCGUUUCAGGGCGCCGUCAGCAUGCUUUUUGCAGGCACGACCACAAGAGAAUCUGGUCAAUACAUUUGCCCUCCUGCGGUCCCAGAGUCGGGUAGCAGCCUGUCGCAAAGCGAGGAGUUGGCAGAUGAUCUAAUGGAUCUAACGAGGAAGGUGGUCAUGGCAAAAAAGCAAAUAAAUUUAGCCGACUAA